Messenger RNA from Sesamum indicum (sesame), 2291 nucleotides. RefSeq names its product electron transporter, putative (Protein of unknown function, DUF547). Lineage: Eukaryota; Viridiplantae; Streptophyta; Magnoliopsida; Lamiales; Pedaliaceae. The record is from RefSeq and is a predicted model, not a curated record.
UGUGAAUUUAACAUAGACCCAUUGAUCAAUUCUUUGUUUCUUUAUUAAAUUCUCUUCAUAUCAUUCGUUCGUCCAGUUCUUCUUCUGGGUCAUCAUGAUCUUUGUCGGAUGUAUUCAUAUUCUAUUUCAUUUCCUAAAAUUUUCAGAAAAUUAAAGACUGCUUGUAGAUUUUAUGCGUGGUUGCAUUCAUACAUAUGUGUGUUUGUUGGGGGGCAUAACAUAAUUGACCGAGGAAGAAUCUGAACCAUUGAUCCUUUUUGAGUAUGUCAAAGAGAGUUAAAGAAAAUAGUGGAUUAGUUGUGGAGGAAGGUAAAGAGAAAGCAAGGCGGGAUUCUUCAGCAUGCAGUACACUUAGUUAUGCUCAACAUAGGCGUUCCCGGAGUGCUUCUGAGAAAAGCUUGAAUCUUCCAAGAGUCGGAGGUUACUAUUGCAAGAGGAAGGACCUAAAUGAAUCAGCUAACUCGGUACCUUCUACCAGUAGUUGUCGAGCAACCCCACUUCACAAGAAUUCCUGCAGCAAGAAAGAUGACAUUUCAAAUCACAGAGUUUCCUUGGAACAAGAUAUUGAGCAAUUACAUUUGCGAUUGCAGCAGGAGAAGUCUAUGCGUGCGGUACUUGAGAAGGCAAUUGGCAGAGCUUCUAGUACACUAUCUCCUGGACAUCGCCAUUUUGCUGCACAGACAAAAGAAUUAAUAGCUGAAAUUGAGUUGCUAGAAGAAGAGGUUGCAACAAGGGAGCAACAUGUUCUCUCUCUCUACAGAAGCAUAUUCGAAAACUGUGUGAGCCAGCCCACUUCUGAGCAUAGCUCUGUUGUGACUUCUCCUGCACAUGCAAAGACUGAAUCAAGGAAACACCCAAGUAUCAUUUCAAGUGCCUUUUGUUCCUCAAUAAAGUUCCGUCUAAGGAAACUUGACUCUCUGGUUACUGUGAAUGAUUCUGCGAAAAGAAGUUUCUUGCAGACCAAGACAAGACAUGCUUCACUACUUAAUGCCAAAGAUGACAUGCAUUUUCAGAAAAGUUGCGUGGACCAUGUCAAGGAACCAGUUAUCUGUAAAUCUUCUGCACCUCGAACUCUAAAAGAUCAUCUCCACCAAUGCCCAAGUAAGUUGGCGGAGGAAAUGGUUAGGUGUAUGGCUGCUGUUUACUGCUGGCUCCAAAGUACAUCAUCAGUCAAAGAAGAACAAAACAUAUGUUCAUCCACAAAGUCACCAAGUAGUGCUUUACUUCCGCGAUGGGAUGUUGAGAAGAAAGAUGGGUCAACCAAAUCAACAGUUGAAAUAUCUUGGAUAUCAACAGAUAAGAGUAACUUCUCUCGCGCAUCUUAUGUCAUCAGUAACUACAGAGUUCUUGUAGAACAGUUGGAAAAAGUUAAUGUCCGAAGGAUGGAUACGGAUGCCCAGAUAGCAUUUUGGAUCAACUUGUACAACUCCUUGGUUAUGCAUGCGUAUCUGGCUUUUGGAAUACCUCACAACUCGCUCAGAAGGUUAGCAUUGUUUCACAAGGCUGCUUAUAAUGUUGGUGGGCAUAUCGUAAGUGCCAGUACGAUUGAGCAGUCAAUAUUCUGCUAUCAUACACCUCGAGUAGGACAGUGGUUGGAGACAGUCUUGUCAACAGCAAUGAGGAAAAGAUCCAGAGAAGAACGAAAAGUUAUCAAUUCAAAAUAUGGCCUUCAAAGUUUCCAACCGCUCAUCUGUUUUGCACUAUGUACAGGAGCUUAUUCGGAUCCAUUGCUAAAUGUCUAUACAGCCGCGAAUGUCAAAGAGGAGUUAGAAGCAGCAAAAAGGGAGUUUCUUCAAGCGAAUGUAGUCAUCGAGAAGUCAAAAAAGAUAUUUUUACCAAAACUCAUUGAAAAGUAUGCAAAGGAAGCUGGUGUUCCCUUUGACGAUAUCAUCUAUUGGGUUAGUGAAAAUGUCGACAAGAAGCUUCACGAAUCAAUACAGAAAUUCCACGAUGGCCGUCCCAAUAAGAGAACAUCUCAGAACAUCAAGUGGUUACCUUACAGUUCAAAGUUCCGAUAUGUGUUCUCUAAAGAGUUAACCGAGAAACCAUGGUGGGUGUAAAUGUCUCAAGACGUCCAUUCUUCUAUUAGCAUCAUUGUCUUAUCCUUUGUAUAUUAGUUUUCUGAGCUGAACAAAGUUGCCCGUAUAUACUUCAGCACGAUUAAGCUACGGUUUAACCUUUUUUAGGAAAAUUAUCUUUGUGACUGAGAUUAUAGCUUGUAUAUUGUUAUCUUCAUUUGAUCGUGAACAAGAUUAUCAACAUGCCUUCUGCUCUAGUUAUGAGAGCUCAAA